Didymodactylos carnosus is the source of this 2208-nucleotide messenger RNA. Lineage: Eukaryota; Metazoa; Rotifera; Eurotatoria; Philodinida; Philodinidae. The record is from the annotation of a GenBank genome assembly.
AUGGGUGAUUAUGUUAUUCAUCGUAAUCAGUUAUACCGUCCACAAUUAACGUCCAUUCUACAUUCAUGUUAUGAAUCUCAAAGUCAACGUUUAGCUGUAUUACGCAAUGAUUUUUCAAUAGAAAUAUGGAAUGUACAUGAUUAUUUUACAUUAGAACGGACUAUUCCAGCAAAGAAUUCAAGUUCAAUUGAAGUACUAUCAUGGUUUAAUUCAUAUUUAUUAUCAGCUGGUCUCGAUGGACAAUUAAUUUUAUACGAUCACUUAACAUAUCGUCAAUUAAAAGUAACAAAUACCAUAGGUGGUUCAAUCUGGUGUAUAAAUAAACAGCGUAAAAAGGAGAAACACGACCGGAUAGCUAUUGGUACAGAGUUAGGUUAUGUAUCUAUUUAUGAAAUUAGCGGUCUUGAUGAUAAGAAUGAGUUAGACAUCAAAUUGGUUAAAACUGUUUGUAAGCAAGAACAACGUAUAUUAUCAUUAGCAUGGCAUUCAACUGACGAUGAUUUCUUGGUUGCUGGCAGUCUAAAUAUGAUUUAUAUCUGUAGUAUUAAGCAGGGUCGGUGUAUCCAACAAAUUAAUGUGGGAAAAAUUACGACAUCCGUUCGUCGACAACAAAAUAAAAAUGUUUCGUAUAAACAACAUCAACAAGACACAAUUAUCUGGUGUCUACAAAUAGCUGAAGAUUACACUGUGUUUAGUGGCGAUUCAUCGGGACGAACAUGUGUAUGGGAUGCAGUUUAUGGAACUUUGAUACGAUCGUUUCAAACUCAUCGUAUUGAACCUGUUAUUGCUCGUAUUGAACUAGUUAACAAAUCCACAAUGAUGACUACUCCAGAGACGAAUGGAACUCUGCAACAUGUCAACCGUUUAAACAAACAAUGGAUAAAAACAAUGUCUUUAAAUUGCCAUUCGCAUGAUGUCCGUUCAUUGACACUAAUCCAACAUCAAGCACAAACGGAAAAAUAUUUUCUUGUGUCUGGUGGUCUUGAUUGUCGUUUAUUAGUUCAUGAAAUAAAACAGGAUAAUUCGAAACCUCCUCAGUUAGUAAAAAAAUGCUAUAAUUUUGUACAACAACAGUUGAUUCAUCGUGAUGGAAAUUUAUUUUUAUUCCAAUAUUCAGAUUAUGUUGAAUUAUGGACAAUGGGCAAUACAGUAACAAAGAUAGACAGCAAACAAGAACAACAACAUAAGAGUGGUGACUGUCUCCCAUUAACACAGUUACCACAGCAUCUGGUACAAAUAAAAACAAAACAUUCAGGAAAACUAUACUCGUCAAAUCUAGCACAAAUUGAACAUCAAUCGAUUGUGGCUCUUUCUGAUACAGCAGGUUUACAUUUAUAUUUAGUAAAAGGUGUUGAUGCUGCUUUACACCAAGUAAAAGUGUCAAGUAUCAAGACAUAUAUAAUUCCACCAAAAUCUUCUCAAUCGUCUGUUUCUAAAUUAUUAUCAUCAAUUCAAAAUGUUAUUCAAAUUCAGUUUUCACAUCAAGAUCAGCAACAGUUGCUUUUGUUUGUAUUAACCGAUCUAAAUGAACUCUAUUGUUUAAGUAUUUCGUCAUCAUUUACACAACUUUCUCUAGAAUGUAUUAUUAAUUGCACAAAUAAUAGUGAUAAAUUAUCAAGUGUGUUGAAAUUUGAAGUAUCACCCACAUCUGAGUAUAUCUCAACAUCUGAUAAUCAUGGCUCAGUUCUUAUAUGGUCACGUUCAUCUGGUGAAUGUUUACAGCGUUUACCACUUCAACUGAAUCAAUGUACAGCAAUGAAAUUUCACCCUACAGAACCGUAUUUGAUAUGUGCAUAUUCAAAUCAACAUUUAUUCGAAUAUAAUUUUGCACCACAAAACGGUGAAUAUACAAAUUGGACGCGCAAAAGUUUGACCAGAAUUCCAGUUCAAUGGUAUUAUGAUAAGAAUAUUAUAACAAACUUAUUUUAUUCGAACGAUGAUAAAAAAUUACAUGUUAUUGAUCAAAAUUAUUUGACAGUAUUUGAUAAACAAAAAAAAAUGCCAUCAUUGUAUACGAAAAUAUUUAGUAAACAACAUUCACAAUCCUCGAUACAUAUUUGUAAGCAAUUCAAAUAUAUUCUCUAUGUAAAUAUGAUUGAUAGCUCGAAAAAUGAUGAUGUGAAACAACUAUUUAUCGUGGAAAUGACUCCGGCAAUGAUUGAACAAUGUUUACCACCAGCAUUAAAACGAAAAAAAUUCGGUUCUUAG